AUGACGAAUCGUAUUAGUCUUGGCCUGUCUAAGCUCUCCAAGUUUCCGCUUCUGAUUCACGUAUCAACAUUAUAACUAGCUUAGGAGCUUGGGAAUUACUGCAGAGGCGGGUCCAAUGGACCGUAAACGGACGCCCGAGGAGCUCUUGCGUCCGAAAAAUAAAGAAAGUCGGAAAAAAAGAAAAUAAAAGUUUCGAGGCAGAUCUCCGCCGAGGCGAGAUGAGUCAUGGCAUGGGCACGUGGAAUAAAAUCGGCAAAUCGGCGAACGAACGGCAAAAUGACAAAUUGAACCGAGCGGGAUCCGAGGUGGCAGGAAUUACGGCCCAUCGGGAGGGGCAAAUCAAUCAAACCGCCGCUUACAACAACCAACAGGCAUUCCUCAACUUGUUUCAAGUCUCCUCUAAUCACUCCGCUACGCUUCUUCUCACUGACAUUCGACUUUUUCAUUGA
Messenger RNA from Caenorhabditis auriculariae, 449 nucleotides. The record is from the annotation of a GenBank genome assembly. NCBI's taxonomy places the organism in Eukaryota, Metazoa, Nematoda, Chromadorea, Rhabditida, Rhabditidae.